Messenger RNA from Cannabis sativa, 1870 nucleotides. Its product is annotated as aldehyde oxidase GLOX1. The record is from RefSeq and is a predicted model, not a curated record. The transcript has a single exon. The coding region runs from base 112 to 1776 and encodes 554 amino acids. NCBI's taxonomy places the organism in Eukaryota, Viridiplantae, Streptophyta, Magnoliopsida, Rosales, Cannabaceae.
ACAAUAUGUAACCGCAGUAAUGAGAGUAGUAUAUACAUAUACUAUGUAUAUAUAUAUAUACUACUUAUAUAUAUGUUCUUCCACAAUCUACAAAAGAGAGAGUAAUAAGCUAUGACUCUCCAAACCAAAACCUCAACACUACUCAUAUUAUUAUUAUUAUCAACAUUCCAUUAUUCCAUUGUUGUAGCUAACCAAGCUGGAAAAUGGAAGUUGUUGAAAAAAAGCAUAGGAAUUUCAGCAAUGCACAUGGCUCUAAUGCCCAACAACAAAAUCAUAGUCUUUGAUCGAACCAAUUUUGGUCCAUCAAAUCUCACCAAAAAAAACUGCCCAAAUAUUAAUUCAUUACAACCACAACAAGAUUCUUCUUCCUCUUGUUACGUUCACUCAGUAGAAUUUGACCCAUCAAAACGCACCGUACGACCUCUUACUAUACUCACCGACACGUGGUGCUCAUCCGGCGCUUUAUCAAACGACGGCGUUUUAAUCCAAUCUGGCGGUUACCAAAGAGGCGAACGCGUCGUUCGUUACUUUACUCAAAAUACCGAUUGGGUUGAAGAUCCUAAUGGGUUAGUUACGCCACGUUGGUACGCUUCUAACCAAGUCUUAAACGACGGUAAAAUUAUUGUCGUUGGUGGAAGGUAUCAAUUUUCUUAUGAAUUUAUUCCUAAGAAAACUGAUUCUGAUCUUAAACUGUACGACUUGUCGUUUUUGAAAGAGACGAGGUAUUUGGAUAAUGUUCCUAAUAAUCUUUACCCAUUUCUUCAUCUCUCUCCUGAUGGUUCCCUCUUUAUCUUCGCCAAUGACCGUGGAAUUUUGCUUGAUUUUGGUUCUAACAAGAUUCUCCGGCGAUUUUCCGCCAUGCCCGGCGGAGUUUCGAGGAAUUAUCCCAGUACUGGUUCUUCGGCUAUGCUUCCUCUUGAUUUGAAUGGAAAUGUGGGUAUUCCUAAAGCUGUGAUUUUGAUUUGUGGGGGUACUUCGCCGGACUCUAAUCUUAAAGCUGUUGCCGGUGAGUUUAUUCCGGCGACGAAGAGUUGUGGCCGGUUGACUAUCACGGAGGUGAAUCCUAAGUGGGAAAUGGAGGAAAUGCCGAUUGGGAGAGUUAUGGGUGAUAUGAUUUUGCUUCCGACUGGUGAUGUUCUUAUUAUCAAUGGCGCCGGAAAAGGAACCGCCGGGUGGGAUUCUGCUCGUGACCCGGUUUUAAACCCGGUUUUAUAUCGACCCGGGAAUGAACCCGAAACCCGCUUCGAAACUCUUGCUCCAACAACAAUCCCACGGCUCUACCACUCCACAGCUCAUUUACUCUCCGACGGCCGGGUUUUAGUCGGCGGCAGCAACCCGAACCGGAGUUACAACUUCUCCACACUUUUUCCGACUGAGCUAAGUCUUGAAGCGUUUUACCCACCAUAUUUGAGUAGUCCUAAUCGGCCAUUGAUAACUUCUAUGAAACCAGUGAAGAAGGAGAUGAGUUAUAACCAGACGAUUUCCGUACAUUUUCGGUCAAACUACGAAGUCAACGGAGAGAAGGGUAUUUCGGUCAAUUUGGUGGCUCCAUCGUUUACUACACAUUCUUUUGCAAUGAACCAAAGAGUUUUGGUUUUGGAUAUGAGAGAGUUGGAAAAUAAAGGGAAGUCGAAUAAGGGUAAAUGGUAUGAGUAUGUGAGUGACGGUCACGCGCCGUCGAGUGCGGCGGUUGCUCCGCCUGGGUAUUAUAUGUUGUUUGUUGUGGUUGAUGGUGUUCCUAGUAGAGGAAUGUGGGUCAGAAUAGUAAAUGAGUAGUAGUUGUAGUUGUUACUCUUCAAUUAUGAAUUUAUUGUGAGUGAAUUUAUUUGAUUGUGUUGACUUCAAAGUCAAAUAAAUUCUUCUCCAAAAA